Molecule: messenger RNA, 2086 nt
Organism: Salvelinus namaycush (lake trout)
Lineage: Eukaryota; Metazoa; Chordata; Actinopteri; Salmoniformes; Salmonidae
Product: interleukin-31 receptor subunit alpha
Exons: 10
Coding region: 518-1963 (481 amino acids)
Molecular function (GO): protein binding
Source: RefSeq, a predicted model, not a curated record
GUAUUGACUUCAUUCUCUUCUGCUCUAACCUCACUACCCAAAUGGACUCAGGUAUUGACUUCAUUCUCUUCUGCUCUCACCUCACUACCCAAAUGGACUCAGGUAUUGACUUCAUUCUCUUCUGCUCUCACCUCACUAUCCAGAAAUCUUCAAGUCUCUGACAGUGCACAUGUUGUUAUAUGAUGCAUAUUUUAAUCCAAUGUUACAUUUAUUUGGGUAGUUAAAGCCUGAACCCAGACUACGUCCAAAAUAGCACUAUAUUCCCUAUAUUUAGUGCACUUCUUUAACCAGGGCCCAUAGGGCUCUUUUCAAAAGAAGUGCACAAUGUAGGGAAUAGGGUGCCUUUUGGGACAGAGACUCAGUGGUAUACUGCCAUCUCUCACACCAGAUCCCAGCCGAUGUUCUUGUGGAAAACGCUGAAAAAGCAGUCUACACGAUUGAAGGCCUCAAGCCUUUCAGCAGCUACAUCAUUGCCGUUUCCUGUAUUUUGUCAUUUGGUCACUGGAGUGACUGGAGCAUGGAGACAACUGGUAAAACACUGGAGAGAGCACCCUCUAGACCGCCAGAUAUCUGUUAUCAUGUGGAGACGGUGAACAAACAAGGACCUCAUCACCUUAUGCUUAUGUGGAAGGCCCUUGAUGUUUAUGAUGCUCACGGACAUAUUCUUGGGUACCAAGUGAGCUACACACAAACAAAGCACCCCUCUCUGAGUGUGACCACUAACACCACAGAUCUGAAGGUGGUCCUUGUGGUGACCGAGGAUGAGUUGGAGGUCACAGUUAUGGCGUACAAUAGCGCUGGUGGAUCCCCUUACUCUCAUCUAAAGAUUGACCUUAGUCUUCAUCAGACUCUACCCUCAGUGAGAAGACUUUGGGUGAAUUCUGAAGAUGAUAGGCUAGUGCUUCAAUGGGAUGUGGGACACAUAUCCCUGCCAGUUAGUGAGGUUGCCAAUGAGUGGGCCACUGAUGCUGCACAUCCCAUAUCCAGUCACUGGAAACGAGUGAAUGGCUCCACCAGAUCAACAGUCUUGAAAGACCAUCUUCAGCCUGGGACAACAUACAGAAUCAAUGUUUACCCCAUAUCUAAUCAACUGUGUGGGCCACCCAAGUCAAUCUUUGCCAACCUAGAGUACGGAACUCUUUUAGGUGCAGUCGGAAUGCACGUUGUGGAUGUGACUAAAAACACAGUGACUGUACAGUGGGAGUGGCAGAGAAAGGAGGUUCACCCCAAGGUUCUCAGAUACAGAGUGAUACUGCACCUGGGGGAGAUACAGGUCGAAUCUAUCCCUGUCUGGCCAGAUGUAUGGCAGCACACAUUCUUCAAACUCCGCGCAAACACAGGCUAUUCUGUUCAUUUACUGGCGGAGACUUCUAAUGACAACAUUUCAAGGGAAAUUAUUCCUAUUAAAACACAUCUUUUUGAACAUUAUUUCAUUAUGUUCACCUUCCCUCUAAUCGUCCUGCUUACCCUUGGCCUUGGAGUUUUCUUCAUCUUAUCCAGAACUUUCUACAAAAUAUAUUUCUUUCCAAAAAUUGCUAACCCUGGGGCCAGUGUUGUUGGACGAUGGCUUUUGGAGUCACACCAUGAGAAAAAACGUGUGAAGAAUGUACUGAAGCUCGAGGAGUUCUUAGUCACUGAUCUCUCAGGAGAAAACGGCUUUGUUGAGCUGGGGCAAGAAAGGCCACCUGUGAGAGAGGACGGGAUUUUUAACCCUGGUUCAUCUCACAGUACCCUCAAUAUAAAACAUAUUUUUAUUCCGCAAAAUACAGAAUACAUUGAAAAUACUCCUAAAAGUAACAGAGAGAACAGGGAUUCCUCCCUGAUGUUUAACAAUGUUGCCCACAUAGAGAAUGGCCAGGGUACACACAUAGAAAAUUGCCAGGGUAGCUUACCAGAAGGUUCCAGUUGUUGUUACUUGUCAACUUUCAGUGGACACCCCCACGUCUUUCAGAACUCCCCCUAAAACCACACUUGUUUCAUUUUGGUUGUUGUCAGUGACUCGUUAGUUCCCCCUUCUGUUUGAGCGACAUUUUAGGUUUUCUUGCUGGGGAUCUUAAUUAACAAUGUAUAGUGUUUGUUCUGCUGU